Messenger RNA from Dromiciops gliroides (monito del monte), 5258 nucleotides. It is a transcript of the gene THAP1, whose product is annotated as THAP domain containing 1. The record is from RefSeq and is a predicted model, not a curated record. Gene Ontology annotation, molecular function: sequence-specific DNA binding. NCBI's taxonomy places the organism in Eukaryota, Metazoa, Chordata, Mammalia, Microbiotheria, Microbiotheriidae. Bases 60 to 701 code for a protein of 213 amino acids. The transcript is spliced from 3 exons.
UGCGCGGUGGCGGCGGCAACAGCUGCUCCUGCCCGCCCCUACGGGCCAAAGCCGGAAGGAUGGUGCAGUCCUGCUCCGCCUAUGGCUGUAGGAACCGCUACGACAAGGAUAAACCCGUUUCCUUUCACAAGUUUCCUCUUACACGACCUGAUCUUUGUAAAAAAUGGGAGGCUGCUGUCAGAAGAAAAAACUUUAAACCCAGCAAAUACAGCAGUAUUUGUUCAGAACACUUUACUCCAGACUGCUUUAAGAGAGAGUGCAACAAUAAGCUACUGAAGGAGAAUGCUGUACCCACGAUAUUUUGUUUUACUGAGCCACAUGACAAGAAUGAUGACCUUUUGGAGCAACAAGAACAGCUCCCGCCUCCUCCCCUUACACCUCCUGUUUCCCAAGUUGAUGCUGCUCUUGGAUUACUGAUGCCACCUCUUCACACUCCUAAUAAUCUUGCAGUUUUCUGUGACCACAACUACACUGUAGAAGAUACAGUGCAUCAAAGGAAAAGGAUUCAACAGCUUGAAGAACAAGUGGAAAAACUCAGAAAGAAGCUCAAGACUGCACAGCAGCGAUGCCGAAGACAAGAGCGGCAGCUCGAAAAGCUCAAGGAAGUUGUCCAGUUUCAGAAAGAAAAGGAUGCAUUAUCUGGAAGGGGCUAUGUGAUUCUGCCCAAUGACUACUAUGAAAUAGUAGAAGUUCCGGCAUGAAAACAUCUGCACACUUUGGUGGGACAGCAUUACAGAGCUUGGUCAGACAAAUAGGAGAUUCAUUUGAAAAAUUAAACAUUCUUAAUUCCUUAUGUAAAAGCACUUCAGGACUUGAAAAUAAUAAAAUUGAUAUGUAAUGUUAAAAUGUAAAUUUUUUUGUCCAUAGUAAUUUUAGUUUUUUUACAAUUUGACAAAUUUUAGAAGUUACAGACUAACCUCAGAGUGACAUAAGUUUAUAAUACCUGUUUUAAGAUAGAGGAUUUGGGUUUUUUCUAUUUUCAAUAUUUAUAAAAAUAGUAUAAAAUCUGAAAUGAAAAAAAUGUCAUGCAGUAAAAAUGAUGUAAGUCUAAAAUGAAAAAAUGAUUGGAAUAUGUUGGUUGAAAGUACUGGUGAUGAUUUAAAUAGAAAGUAUGGAUCAUAUUAUGGAACAUAACUUGUCAGCAUAAAUUGGCCAUAUUUUAAAAUUAGACAGUUUAUUCAUCUCUUCAUCAGUUGGCCAGGCUGUUUAUGUAUAAAAGGUUUAGUUGUAUCUGGGAAGAAAAAUAUUAAAAUGCUUUCAGAUUUGACAGCUAAUUCUCCUUUUCCAUUCUCUGUAUAUUUUUGCCUAAAAUCUUUUCAUUGUAAUGACUCAAGAAUUUUUCCAUAUUGGUAGCCUUUGCUUUACAGAGUAGAUACAUCCUAACUCUUUUGACUAUAAAAUUAAUUUCUUGAAGGAUUCUACAUACCUUCUCCACUCCUCAGCCCCAGCCCCAUUCCUAUUAUGAAACAUUUCCUCAAGGGGAAAAAAACCACUUUUGAAUAAACUGUUAAAAUUUUUUGGCAAGGAAGGGAAGGUGGUAACUAGCUGGAUCCAUGGCAUGCUAUUGGAUCAUUUCUCCUCAUCUCUUUUGCGUUGAGUUUUAUAAUGUGUUAAUAGUGCUGAUCAGCAAUACCAUACUUCAGUAAGUAUUCCAUCUUGAUAAACUAUAACCUAAAAUUCCCUUAAGUUACUUUCAAUCAGAAAAAAAAAGUUUUUAAAAUUCCCUCUUCUAUUACAAAAGUAAUAAUAACAGCUCACUUUCUAAUUUAGUACUUUAUGGUUUACACAGCAUAUAGUUCUUACUAUAAGUGCUAAAUUCUAUACGUCGGAUUUUCUAAAAAUCAGGGGAAAUAGAUUAAAAGAUAAUUUGAGGUCAGCUAGGUGGCCCAGUGGAUAAAGCACUAGCCCUGGAUUUAGGAGAACCCAAGUUCAAUUCCAGCCUCAGACACUUGACACUUACAACUGUGUGACCCUGGGUGAGUCGCUUAACCCUCAUUGCCCACCAAAAAAAAAAAAAAAAAGAAAAGAAAAAUAACUUGAUUAAUACUUCAUUUGCCUUUUUUAUUAAAUGUGGUUUAAUCACGAAGAUUCUUAGUAGAACUUUUAAGAACUGGAUUCUGACUUAGAUUUGCCUAUAAAAGAAGUCUGAUAAAACAGGACCAGGGCCAUUUCAUAAGAGUGGGAGAUAAAUUCCUGGGCAGCCAAAUCAAUCAACAAAUAUUUAUUAAGUACCGACUAUGUGCCUAGUACUGUGCUGCCUAUUUAAAAACAAAAAUGAAAUUCCUAUCCUCAAAAAGCUUACAUUUUAUUUGGGAAAGACUUAGGUAUGUGUAGGCAUGUAAGAGACAAGGCAGUAAAAAAAUGAGCCCCAUCUCAACUUUACCAUCCUUUCUCAGGACCAUGCCUCCCUUCCUGAUUGAUAGGUAAAUUAUAGUGAUAAUCUCUGGCAUUUUAUCCAGCUAGAAUAUUCCCUUAUUCCAGAUAUCCCAAUGUUUGAAACUAAAAUAUGCUCCAAACUACUGCCCACAUGAAGAAGUUGUUUAAGCAUUAGAUUUCCAUCUUUAAAAUUUAGGAGUAUUUAUUGAAUAAUGACCCUAUUAUAGGUAGAACUGAUUUGGUUAGAGGUUAGACCAGUGACCUCAUUAGAAUAGGGAACUCGGAAGUUGAGGGAGCUAUACACUUGCCUUCUCAGCAACUUGAAGUCUUAGUUGCCCAGAGUACUGAGAAGUUAAAUGACUCAUCCAGGGUCAUUCAGCUAGGCCAACUCUAUGCAUUCAGCCACAUUGCCCAGUUAAAAUAUGGGAAUUGCAGGUCCUAAGUGACUUAUCCUGGCCUUGCCUUUUGAACUUGGAUUUGUGAUGGCUUAAUUUUUUUAAAGAAAUCGGUGAAAAAAACAAAAGUAUUCAAAAUGGAUUAUUUAACCCACAUCUAUUCUUCACUGAAAGCUAUAACCUCAGCAUUAGUUUUGAAUUGAAAUGAGGAAACUAUCUUUAGCAAUGCCUGGACCUUAGGGCUAUUAAUGAAGUAUAUACAGUUGCUAAACAUUAUUUUGCUUUCAUGUGUUUCCCAUAGCAAUUGUUACAGGAUAUGAAUGGGUAAAUGAUUUACUCUCUUCUUUACAGCAUCAUCUUGAGGUUGUUUCUAUGCAAAAAUGUGUCACUGUUUUCAAUCACUUUUUUUCUCUCAAACUCACUUUGAAUUUGGACUAAAUGUUCAACUUAGUGUAGAGAUAAAAUCUAUAAUGACGGUGUUUUAUUUUUAUCUCUCUUGCCUUAUCAGAAAUAAGUACCAAUCUAGAGAGAACUGAACUGAGCACCUACUUAUCUUUUUAAAUCUGUUAAUGCUUUAUUGCCAGGAUUCUUAACCUUUGUUUUAUGUGUAAUGGACUCCUUUGGCAGUCUGGUGAAGCCUGUGGACCCCUUCUCAGAAUGAUGUUUCUAAAUGCAUAAAAUAAAAUACAAAGGAAACCAAUUAUAUUGACAUAGAGUUAUAAAAAUAUUUUCUGGCCAAACAGGUUCAUGGAUCCCAGGUUAACCUCUGGUUUAUAGGAUAAAUUUGGGGUUCAGCUGAUUGUUUCUGGUUUGAGAUACCUAACUUUUAAAAUGCAAAUUGUUGAUGUAAACUUUGUUGUAUUGAUGUCAAAAAGAGUAGAACUUUUAGUCUGAAAAAGUUUCUGUAAAAGCACAAUACAGUAAAACUUCAUUAAUUUGGACAAUUUGAGGAGACCAAUAUGAAUUGCAGAGUGUCUUAAAAAUAGAUGCAGUUCACCAUGGUGGUAGUGCAUUCCUGUAAUCCCUGCUACCAGAGGAGACUGAUGCAGGUGGGUCACUUGAGUCUGGGAGUUACAUAAAGCUAAAGCCAAUCAGGUAUCCACACCAAGUCCAGUACCAAUAUUGAGAGGCCAUCAAUCUGCCUACAAAAGGCAGGAUCAAGACAAGAAUGCAGUCUUAAAAAUUUUAAGUACACAUUAUUUCCAUUAUGUUCCAUGGCCCCUAUAUUCUAGAAAGGGCCUACUGGAUCAGUCUUGGUGAAUAUAUAGUUUAUUUGUAAGUAUCCAUAUAAUUUGUAGGUAAGCAGUUUAAUAAAAUUCUUAACAACUCAUUAGAAUUAAACUUGCCCUUUAUAAUCUUAUAUAACUUUUGCUAGUAAACCCUUUCAUAUUAUAAUGCCAAGCUCAUAUGAACAUCUUCCAGAUUAGUCCAAAUCAAGGAGGUUUUACUGUAAUCCAAUUUAGAAAAGUAUUUUAGCUUUUUACUUACUCAAUUCAUGUUAUAUGUUCUAAAAAUUAACUUCCUGUCUCCUUACAGUAGGGAAGCAUGAUGUUUACAAAUUGUCAGCUGAUUGGCAAAUUCUUUUUAUUUGAUGGAAAAGGGAAAUGGUUUGUUUAUAUUGUUAAAAAUUUUUUUUUAACAGGUCACAGGUGUGAUUCCUUCCCCCACAGUGCCAUGCAUUCAUGGUGAAGCCAGAUUGAGAUUUGAUUUGGUUUGAUAGUUUACAUUUCUGCGUAUAAUUAAUUAUAUUUUUAAAACAGAAAUUCCCUGGCCACCUCCCUCCCCCGAAAUCCACUUUGCCACCAUUCUUAUUUUGACAUGUCACAUGAAAAAAUGACUUACCUAAAAAUUUGUAAGGCAUUCCAGACUUUUUAAAGGGAUGUCACCAGUUGGUAACAUCAGCAUGUAUAAAUUAAGACCCAAGCCAGAUGUUCCCACUUUGCUGCCCGUCCUGCUUUUUCUAGGGACCUUGUGAAAGUAAACAGCCUUUGAAGGGUCCUGUGUUAUUUCAGGUCAGUAUUGUGUAUAGUGGUAUGUUUAGAUAUUUUAAAAUGUUUAUGUGAAAAUGAAAAUGCCAAAGAAGUUGCACAAUGAAUGGUUUAAGAAAUGAGGAAGGACUAUACAAAAAACAACAAAAAAAAUUGCACUUAAGUAAUAAAUAUCCUUUUCUAGGACUAUGUGGGAUUUGACCAUGAAAGAUUUUAUUCAUGUGAAAGAAUCUUACAAAUUACAAAUAUUUUUAAAGCUAUGACAACCUGCUGACAAUCUUAAUUUUAUUCAUUAUUCUACCGUCCUGUCUUAGUUCUUAAGUCAAAAUGUCAUAAUUAAUAAACACUGAGUUGUGCCAGGGUCAGUGAUACUCAACAAAUAAAGAUGUUUUGGGUGAUAAAACAGAUUGUUGCUGACAAACUUCAGAUUUAAUACUUACAUUGUUUUCAAGAACAAAAUUUCACUGAAUGAAAUACUUGCUUAUACUCAAAACUACUU